This is a messenger RNA of Phoenix dactylifera (date palm), 755 nucleotides long. Its product is annotated as large ribosomal subunit protein eL22z-like. Gene Ontology annotation, biological process: cytoplasmic translation. NCBI's taxonomy places the organism in Eukaryota, Viridiplantae, Streptophyta, Magnoliopsida, Arecales, Arecaceae. Gene Ontology annotation, molecular function: RNA binding; structural constituent of ribosome. The record is from RefSeq and is a predicted model, not a curated record. Gene Ontology annotation, cellular component: ribosome.
CUCCAAAUAUACUGACGGAGAGCCCCCGAUAAAAGCUCGCAGCUCCUCUCCCCGAGGCCAAAACCCUAACCCCAGUCGUUGCAGCGGGGAGAGAGAGAAGGGAGAAGAUGAGCCGCGGGGGGAGCAUGGCGGCGUCGAAGGGAGGGAAGAAGAGGGUUUCGACGACGUUCACGAUCGAAUGCGCGAAGCCGGUGGAGGAUAAGAUCAUGGACAUCGCCUCACUCGAGAAGUUCCUGCAGGAGCGCAUCAAGGUCGCCGGCGGCAAGCCCGGCGCCCUCGGCGACCAGGUCUCCAUCACCCGAGACAAGUCCAAGAUCACCGUCACCUCCGAGGGCCCCUUCUCUAAGCGGUAUUUGAAGUAUCUAACUAAGAAAUACUUGAAGAAACACAAUGUGCGAGACUGGUUGCGAGUGAUUGCUUCCAACAAAGACCGCAGUGUUUAUGAGCUCCGAUACUUCAACAUAGCGGAGAAUGAGGGCGAAGAGGAAGACUGAUGGCACUGCCCUGUUUUAUUUCUGCCACCCUUUGAAUUUACUUCUGAGAUAUUUGAAAAGUUCUCUUAGUUUGAAGACAAGCAUAUCGUUACUCCUCCAUUUCUCUUUGGCUGUGUAGCGGACAUGAAUGCUGUCCAAUGUUUAUCAGGAAAUUCAGCUUUCUUGGAUUUCUGAAGCCCCUGGGCCAUGGAUCUGUAAUUUUUAUCAUUUUUUUUUUGGGGAUUCUAUCUUGCAUCUAAGCUUUGAACUUUUUUUUUGCAG